AUGCUCGUUCUAAAUGGGCCUCACCGGGUGCGCCAUGUUAAACUUGUCACCAAUAUGUCAGCAGUUCGUAACUGCAUCCCCCCAUCCCCUACCCUGCUUUCCCCCUUCCCUUUCCCUGCUCCCCCCCAUCCCCUUCCCUGCUUUCCCCCAUCCCCUUCCCUGCGUCCUCCCAUCCCCUUCCUUGCUUCCCCAUGUCCCCUUCCCUGCUUCCCCAUGUCCCCUUCCCUGCUUCCCCCCCUCCUCUUCCCUGCUUCCCCUCAUCCCCUUCUCUGCUUCCCCCCAUCCCCUUCCCUGCUCCAACCCAUCCCGUUACCUGCUUCCCCCCAUCCCCUUCCCUGCUUUCCCCCAUCCCCUUCCCUGUUUUCCCCCAUCCCCUUCCCUGCUUUCCCCCAUCCCCUUCCCUGUUUUCCCCCAUCCCCUUCCCUGUUUCCCCCCAUCCCUUUCCCUGCUUCCUCCCAUCCCCUUCUCUGCUUCCCCCCAUCCCCUUCUCUGCGUGCCCCCCAUCCCCUUCCCUGCAUCCCCAUGCCCCAUUCUCUGCUUCCCCCCAUCCCCUUCCCUGCUUUCCCCCACCCCCUUCCCUGCUCCCCCCCAUCCCCUUCCCUGCUUUCCCCCAUCCCCUUCUCUGCUUCCCCCAUCCCCUUCCCGGCUUCCCCCCAUCCCCUUCCUUGCCUCCCCAUGUCCCCUUCCCUGCUUCCCCCCAUCCCCUUCCCUUCUUCUCCCCGUCCCCUUACCUGCUUCCCCCCCUCCUAUUCCCUGCUUCCCCUCAUCCCCUUCUCUGCUUCCUCUCAUCCCCUUCCCUGCUGCCCCCCAUCCCCUUCUCUGCUUCCCAACAUCCCCUUCCCUGCUUCCCCCCAUCCUCUUCCCUGCUUCCCCUCAUCCCUUUCCCUGCUUUCCCACAUCCCCUUCUCUGCUUUCCCCCAUCCCCUUCCCCGCUUCCCCUCAUCCCCUUCUCUGCUUCCCCUCAUCCCAUUACCUGCUUCCCCCCCUCCUCUUCCCUGCUUCCCCUCAUCCCCUUCUCUGCUUCCCCUCAUCCCAUUCCCUGCUUUCCCCCUUCCCCUUCCCUGCUUCCCCCCAUCCCAUUCCCUGCAUUCCCCCAUCCCCUUCCCGGCUCCCCCCCAUCCCCUUCCCUGCUUCCCCCCAUUCCCAAGCCCUGCUUCCCCCCAAUUCCUUCCCUGCUUUCCCCCAUCCCCUUCCCUGCUUUUCCCCCUCCCCUUCCCUGCUUUCCCCUUUCCCCUUACCUGCAUCCCUUCCCAUUCCCAUUCCCUCCUUCCCCAUGUCCUCUUCCCUGCUCCCCGCAAUCCCCUUCCCUGCUUCCCCCCAUCCCAUUCCCUGCUUUCCUCCAUCCCCUUCUCUUCUUCCCCCCAUCCCCUGCCCUGCUUUACCCCAUACCCUCCGCACUAUCUCCAGGUGUUGUCCUCAUCCUUCCAUGCGAUGUGA
Closterium sp. Naga37s-1 is the source of this 1437-nucleotide messenger RNA. Lineage: Eukaryota; Viridiplantae; Streptophyta; Zygnematophyceae; Desmidiales; Closteriaceae. The record is from the annotation of a GenBank genome assembly.